ACUUCCUGCUCCUCCUCUGACACUGUGUGAACGACACCUCGACAGAACUUCAGAGACCUUCAUUCAAACUGAAACAGACUAAACCUUCAUCACGAAACUGAGGAUUUAUUUCAUUCAACUUUGACCUUAAACCAGUUUUCAUGGUUCAGGAUCAUCGUGAGGAAACAUGGCCGACGUGUUUGAGUUCGAUGACGGCUCUGUGGACUUCAGACCAUUUACGAGCUGCGCCGACCCGGAGGACGAGCUCGUAGCGAGUUUGGCGUCUUUCGUAAAACUCUACGAUCGACAUGAAGAUCGUCUUCAAAGAUGUUCGCAGAGCUUCACGCAGACGGUCGCUCGAGUGCGUGAAACACAGGAGCUGGUUCCUGGAAACAAAACGAUUCGCGGCGUGUUCGGCGGUGUUCUCGGGGCGGUUUCUGGCGGAAUCGCCGGUGGGGUGGGGGGUGCUUUGGGGGCAGUUGCUGCGACAACCUGCCAGAAACUUUGUGGAGAAAUCAGCGCAGUCGGUGCGACUGUCGGCUUCGCUGGGAGCGUGUUCGGGGGUGUGGCUGGGGGAGUGUUUACCGGAAGCGUCGGCGGUGCUGUCUGCACCACAGCUUCAAGUUCACUUCGUGGUUCAGUGAGCAAUGCAUUAUGGGUCACGAUGGGUUUUGCCACAGGUGGUGCAAUCGGUGGUGUUUUUGGCGGGACAGUUGGUGCAGCAGGUGGCGCUGUUGGUGGCGGGUUUGGGGCGUUGCAGGGGACGAGAUUUGCCGUUUACGUAGUUGGAGGCGCCGCUGAUAGUUUCAAAAUAGAGAAGAGGACGAGACAGGAAGUGAACGUGAUGCAACACACUGGACACGACUUCAGUGAAACCAUCAAACCUCUGCUGCUGGAGCUGAACUCAAUAAAAACCCUCGGGGAGAAAAUAAAGUCCAGUCCCGACGUUCAGCGCGUCGCACGACAAACUGCAGAGACUCUGGCUGCUGCGACCGCGAUGGAGAAAACUGUGGGUGAUUCCCAGAGAGUCACUGAUUCAACUCAGCUUGUUGAAGAGGCAGCGAAACAAAGCCGACGAAUCUGUGAGGAACUGAAGACAACGAGGACGGACGCAGAGAAACUCCUGAUUUCACUGAGGAUGAAACAAGAACCCAACAAACUCUGACACGUUCUCGACGGUUAAUGAAUCAGAACUGUGAUAAAGACACGGAUCGUCUUUAUUUUCAGUCUGGUUAUGAGGAGGAAAGAAUAUAAAAUAAAAAAUAUGAAAAUGUCUCAACUUCAACAGAGAAACUAACUGAAACUGUUUGUAAUUCAAACUUUAUCAUAAUAACAUGAUAUUUUAAGACUUUAAGGGUUCAUGGGUUCAGA
Molecule: messenger RNA, 1350 nt
Organism: Paralichthys olivaceus (Japanese flounder)
Lineage: Eukaryota; Metazoa; Chordata; Actinopteri; Pleuronectiformes; Paralichthyidae
Source: RefSeq, a predicted model, not a curated record